AGGCGGCCGUGACGCCCGCCCGCGCGAACCCCUGCACCCCAGCAGCCCACAGCGCUCCCUGCCCCCCUCCCCCGCGGCAGAGGGCCUUGCCGUCCAGUGACAGCGGCCUGGGGGGGCAGGGGGGGCGGGGGCGGCCGGACCAGCGAUGCCGGCGGGCAUGACGAAGCAUGGCUCCCGCUCCACCAGCUCGCUGCCGCCCGAGCCCAUGGAGAUCGUGCGGAGCAAGGCGUGCUCGCGGCGCGUCCGCCUCAACGUCGGGGGGCUGGCGCACGAGGUGCUCUGGCGCACCCUGGACCGCCUGCCCCGCACGCGGCUGGGCAAGCUCCGGGACUGCAACACCCACGACUCGCUGCUGGAGGUGUGCGACGACUACAGCCUCGACGACAACGAGUACUUCUUCGACCGCCACCCGGGCGCCUUCACCUCCAUCCUCAACUUCUACCGCACCGGGCGGCUGCACAUGAUGGAGGAGAUGUGCGCGCUGAGCUUCAGCCAGGAGCUGGACUACUGGGGCAUCGACGAGAUCUACCUGGAGUCCUGCUGCCAGGCCCGCUACCACCAGAAGAAGGAGCAGAUGAACGAGGAGCUCAAGCGGGAGGCCGAGACGCUGCGCGAGCGCGAGGGCGAGGAGUUCGACAACACGUGCUGCGCCGAGAAGAGGAAGAAGCUCUGGGACCUGCUGGAGAAGCCCAACUCCUCCGUGGCGGCCAAGAUCCUGGCCAUCAUCUCCAUCAUGUUCAUCGUCCUCUCCACCAUCGCCCUGUCCCUCAACACGCUGCCUGAGCUGCAGAGCCUCGAUGAGUUUGGCCAGAGCACGGACAACCCGCAGCUGGCCCACGUGGAGGCCGUGUGCAUCGCGUGGUUCACCAUGGAGUACCUGCUCCGCUUCCUGUCCUCGCCCAAGAAGUGGAAGUUCUUCAAGGGCCCCCUCAACGCCAUCGACCUGCUGGCCAUCCUGCCCUACUACGUCACCAUCUUCCUCACCGAGUCCAACAAGAGCGUGCUGCAGUUCCAGAACGUGCGCCGCGUGGUCCAGAUCUUCCGCAUCAUGCGCAUUCUCCGCAUCCUGAAGCUCGCGCGCCACUCCACCGGCCUCCAGUCCCUGGGCUUCACCCUGCGCCGGAGCUACAACGAGCUGGGCCUGCUCAUCCUCUUCCUCGCCAUGGGCAUCAUGAUCUUCUCCAGCCUCGUCUUCUUUGCUGAGAAGGACGAGGACGACACCAAGUUCAAAAGCAUCCCGGCCUCUUUCUGGUGGGCCACCAUCACCAUGACGACUGUCGGGUACGGAGACAUCUAUCCCAAGACUCUCCUGGGGAAGAUAGUGGGGGGACUUUGCUGCAUCGCCGGGGUCCUGGUGAUCGCUCUUCCCAUCCCCAUCAUCGUCAACAACUUCUCCGAGUUCUACAAGGAGCAGAAGAGGCAGGAGAAAGCCAUCAAGCGAAGAGAGGCUCUGGAGAGGGCCAAGAGGAAUGGCAGCAUCGUAUCCAUGAACAUGAAGGAUGCUUUUGCCAGGAGCAUUGAGAUGAUGGACAUCGUGAUUGAGAAAAAUGGAGAUAAGAAGGAUAAACUCCAAGACAACCACUUGUCUCCCAACAAGUGGAAAUGGACAAAGAGGACACUGUCCGAAACCAGCUCCAGUAAGUCCUUUGAAACCAAGGAGCAGGGAUCCCCUGAGAAGGCCAGAUCGUCUUCUAGUCCUCAGCACCUGAAUGUCCAGCAGCUGGAAGACAUGUACAAUAAGAUGGCCAAGACCCAGUCCCAACCCAUCCUCACUACCAAGGAGUCUGCAACACAGAGCAAACCAAAGGAAGAACUUGAAAUGGAGAGUAUCCCCAGCCCUGUAGCCCCUCUGCCCACGCGCACGGAAGGGGUCAUUGACAUGCGCAGCAUGUCGAGCAUCGACAGCUUCAUCAGCUGUGCCACAGACUUCCCCGAGGCCACCAGGUUCUCCCACAGUCCUCUGGCUUCACUGCCCAUCAAGGCUGGGGGCAGCAUGGCUCCAGAGGUGGGCUGGCGGGGAGUCCUGGGGGCCAGCGGGGGCCGGCUGGGGGAGGCCAACUCCACCCCCGACGGCAGCCACUCCUCGAGCUUCCUCAUCGAGAGCCCCAAGAGCUCCAUGAAGACCAACAACCCCCUGAAGCUCCGAGCACUCAAAGUCAACUUCAUGGAGGGGGACCCCAGUCCCCUGCUCCCCGUUCUGGGGAUGUACCCCGACCCUCUUAGGAACAGGGGGGGCGCUGCAGCCGCUGUCGCAGGACUGGAGCGCGCCACCCUCCUGGACAAGCCCGUGCUGAGCCCAGAGUCCUCCGUCUACACCACGGCAAGUGCUAGGACGCCCCCCAGGUCGCCCGAGAAACCCACAGCAAUAGCAUUCAGCUUCGAAGCCGGCGUCCACCAGUACAUCGACGCCGACACGGACGACGAGGGGCAGCUGCUCUACAGCGUGGACUCCAGCCCUCCCAGGAGCCUCCACGGGGGCACCAGUCCCAAGCUCAGCCUGGGCCCCAGAGCGGACAAGAACCACCUCGAGAGCUCCCCGGUGCCUACCUCCCCCAAGUUCCUUCCGCAGAACUGCCUUUACCCCGCGGAGGCGCUGACUGGAAGGGGCCCCGGGGCCCAGGAGAAGUGCAAACUCGAGAACCACCUCUCCCCCGACGUCCGGGUGCUGCCCGGGGGAGGGGCCCUGGGGAGCAGCAAGGAUCAGAGCUUGUGAACUGGCCGCGGAGGCCAGCGUGCAGGUGGGGCCCAGGGGGGAGGGCGGCUGGCUGCUGCCGCAGAGCUCUCCCGGGUGGACUCGGGACAGAGAGUCUCUGCAAAGCCCCCAGGGACUCCAGAGAAGGUCCCCUAAGACCCGGAGAGCCAGGACAGGCCCGUCAGCAUGAAACCGGCCAUGCCGGGGAGGACAGCGGCUCCCUGUACCAACCCUGCUGCCCUCUGUGGGAGAUGACAGGAGCUCACAGCCGCCACCACCGCAGCGCCACCUAACUGAGGCCACCCACUCCCCGCUCUUCUCUCGAGGCUGUCUGUCACGGCCUCCGAGGGCAAGUGUCCAUCGCCCCGGCUUCCGCGGGAGGAGAAACUAGAACCAGUGGCUGUUGAAAGAGUGGGUUGGCCGAUUUGGUAUGGGGUGUGGCGGGCCACCUCCAGGCCCACCUGCCCGUCACCUCCUGGAUUGUCACCUCCUGGAUGGAUCCGCUGUUGGAAGGCUACUGAGAAAGCCUGUGUCGCCGGAAAGUCUCCGCGCCGCAAGUCCAGAUCCCGGCGCAGACCUCACUCAAAAGACUUCACGGACUUCAGUGUCCCGUCGAGCCUGAGGUUUUGUGUUGAGAUGUCAUCAGGGUGAGUGGCACCAUUUGUACUCAAUUUUAAUUGCCCCCAGCAAUCUGGGAAGGGUUCAGAAGGAGGAACUCAGAGCUUUGGCCUAGGGAUAUAGGAGGAAGAUGCUUCUGUGCUCGCUAGGGUAGACUGGAAAGAUAUGCAAGUGUCAAAUAUGCAAAAGAAAUAGCUACUCAAAGAGACCGUGUGCUACCGAAGAACAGCAUCAAAUCCAAUUUCUUUUUUUCUUUUCUUUCUUUUUUUUACCUGCAAAAAUGCAAGGGAAAGAACACCCUCAUUGAAAUGCCUCAUCCGGACUCCUGAAUGCCUCCUGCUACAGCGGGGAGAUCGCCUACUAUGAUAGAAAGUUCUUUUUGUUUCCUGUUAUAUUCAAGCUAAAAAAAAAAAAUGUUAAUAAAAAGCACUUUAUGUUUUUCAAAAAUAGUUCUACCAGGGACAGUGUCCACAUCUUGCACUUUAAACAAGCACUAUUUCCGGGGGCCACUUGCUGACCCUGUGGUUGGGUUGUGGCCACAUGCCCAUUCUGGCCACGGUGGGUACCACUGUCGGCCACACCAGAGUCUGUGGCUCCUUCCCUGCCCCUCUGGAGGCUCCUCCCCGCACCCCUCAGGGGGCAGGAGGGGCCAGGGCCUCCCCCAGACUCGAGUACAGGAGACGGGCGCACCUCAGAAGGUCGCAGCGACGGUUGGGCACCGGGUGUUCCACUCCGCUCUCUCUGUCCACCAGCCUUGGGUGUGUUUCAGUGUCUGUCCUGAAAGCUCAGCUGUCCCUCCUGCGGCCACCAUGCAGACGGUGCAGACACAAGCAAUAAGUCUCCGUGCGCAUCCUGAGCGCUCUGCUCUGUUUCUUGCUGUUGGUCCUCUGUCCUAGCUUGAUGACCUGGCGUUGUCCUGCCUGCUUUUAGUCCCAUGGCGUGGCAUUGUUGGCUGUCCCUCAGCGCAGUGACGUUGGGUUGGACCACUGUGGUGUCCGUCUGUCUGUCAGUAACGAUGCUGUGUUCCAGUCUGCCCGUCUGCAGCACACGAUAGUGCCAUGUGGUUCUCUUAAUGUGACGUUGGUGGGUGCUGUCCCAGGUCCAGUGGUGUGCUUCUGCCUGUCCUCGGUACAGUGCCAGACAUGUGUCUUCCUGGUGGCUCGCCUGUCCUUCACUGGCUGGUCUGCCCACUGUACAACGGCAUCACCUACCUGUCAGUACACAAGUAUCACAGGGUUGUCCUGCCUGCUCUCCACUCAAUGGCACGAGAUUGGCCACCUGUCACACAUAUGAUCAUGUAGGAUCAUUUCCCACUCAAAAAUACGUGUUCUCUGCUGUACAAGAACCAAUUCAGACCACUUCUCAGCAUCCCCAGGGACUGUGGAUCCUCCCGAAAGGGAACAGUCCUGUUAUCUGCUGAUUUAACAAGGAAAAAAAGAACUCAGUUCUUCCUAGGGGUCUUCAGAGCAUUCGCACAGCAAGCGCAUAGGUCCUGGGGCAGGACAGUGUGAGGCCACCUGGGGCAGGACAGUGUGAGGCCACCCUAUGUCGGUUGGCACAUUGGAGGCAGGAAAGAGCAGCGCUUCCGAAUCCUUCCUGGGUGUACCUCCGGGGCUGGGCCUGUUGAGGACGACUGGGGGACAGUCCUGGCCGGCAUCUUUGUGUCUCUCUCGUUUCCAUCACGUUUCUGUCCACCAUCAGCACAAAUGUGAAAAUUCAGGGAAAACAAUCAAAUGCUUUUUGAUAAAAGUAAAUAGUUGUGAUUUCUGAUUCAGAUAUUUUUAGAGCUGAUGCUAUCUAUAAAAAAAAAUCAGUACCACUAACAAUAAUAUAGUCUAUUUUACAUAUCAGGAGAGCAAACAUGUUUAAAUAUAGCCAUAUAUUGCAAGAGGGAACUCACCACCCCUUCUUUAAACCAAGGCAUUUCAUGUUGGUUGAAGCAGAUGAGGAGUGCACAGAUUGGAAAGACCCUUCCUUCCUUCCGUCCUUCCGUCCUUCCUCCCUCCCCCCCCCGCCUUUUUUUUAACUAAUAACCAAUUGGUGCAACUCUCCUUGUAACCAAAGGCCCUUUCUGUCUUGUGUCACGCUGGACCUGGCCCCUCCUCCCUCGUGUGUGUUGUCUGACCUUAAAGUAGCAUUUUAUUGAGUCACUUUUGAAGGACGAAUUCAGAAGUAUCAUUAAGAACCUACCUUUUCAGGCUGCAUAGCCAGAGUCCUAUAUAGAGUUCUUAUAGAAACAGAAUCACUGAAAUUCAGCAUAUACUAUGCUUAGAGAGUACUCCAUUGCAGUUUGGGUUCUCCCCUCCUUGACUCUGUGUGUGUUGUGGGAACACAGCUUCUACCCUGUGCUCAACUCAAAAUAGAGUAUCGUGACAUUCCCCAGCCUUCCCCACCCCCCUCUGCCAAACAAAGGACAUACCCAGAUUCUGCACAUGCAUACGCCGACCUGAACCAGUGUACCCGUGCGGCCACGCACUGGGAAAUCUACCCAAGGGUCCCCACUGGGAAGCGGAACUUGACGGACGGCCUUGGUAGUGAAGAGGAGAGCCGUGGUUUGGGGCAGCUGAAGAGGACUGGGGCCUGCCAUCGGUCGCCAUGUGUCGAUGAACCCAUCAGACACAGGAAGCAGGUGGACCCAAGCAGGCAAGACCGGCGGCUGGAGUUCAAUGAAACUCACCAUGAAUCCAACUGAGCUGAACUUCCACCAUCACCAGAAAGGGCUAGGGACCAGGCCACUGCAUGCUCUGGUCACACCGGGAGGGUCUGGCCACCUGGGGGAGAGGAGGGCCAGCCCCGGAGGAGCCGCUCAUUGGCCUUCUCCUCUUUGGGCAAAAGAGAAGAAGAGGUCUGUGGUGCCGUAGAUGUCUCAGUGCCUUCUUUAGGAAUUCUAUCUUAAGCACACUUUUAAGGGGAAAGAAAAAGGAGAGAGAACACUUGUUCCCGGGAGGCCCCUGUCUCUAGAAAGAUCGGGCACCAAGAGGGAAGAAGAAGAAGGAAGAGCAACAGAAUCCUGAGGAGCCCUGUCCUUCCGACCGCUCAGCCUGCCCCCACGGCGGCUGGUGACACAAACUCCUUCCUGCGGUUCCCCAGUGUCCUCCGUGUCUCGGGACCCACAGCCUCGUCUCUGCCUUCCUCCUGAUACGACCCGCUUUUCUAAGGGAAAACAAAACAGUGUUCUCUUCUGUAAAACCGAAAUGUGCUGUUGAUAUUUGUAACAUUGUAUAUUUCUGUCCUGCUCCGAGGUGACUGGGAUGUCUAGUCCAUGAACAAGCAGAUGUUUAAAAUUCACCACCGACGAGGGUCUCUGAAGCCAGAUCCCCAGACCCCCACCCGCUUCCUCCCUCAUUUCUCUGCCGACUAGACUCAAGCACCGUAACCCCAGGUUUUCCAGCCUCCAUCAAAGGUGGCCACAGCAAAAGUUCCUCGCCUUCGGGGAGUUUAAAAUGAUUGUUUUUUGUAACUUCAAACUUGGCAGAAGAAAGAAGGGGCAUUCCUGAAUCCCCAGAAGGACAAGAAAGCUCCCCACCCCAAGCGGGUGUUUCCUCACCUGCCACCGCUUAUGUGACUUUCAUGUCACCCAGCGGGAUGACCCAACCCAGCCCUGGCCACAUCCAGAAAUAAGAGUCAACCUCGGCGCACCUUCGUGGUUCUCCUGGCUCUAAAAGCAUCUGAUGUGUGACUAUGUCACAGAAUGACCACACAUCUCAGAGUAGUCUAUUUUUCUGUUCAGAUAAAAAAAUAUAUAUAUGUAUAUGUAUUUUUAGCAAAUUUAUAAUAGGGCAAUUGAGUCUAAUUUCUUCUUUUGCAAUACAGAGUGGUAUCUUAGGAGUCUCAUGGUUGGAUAUUAUCCUAGCUGAUAUUUUCUGAUCUUUUUCAUUUCCUCCCAGAGUCCUUUGGGCUUUUUUCUUUUCUUCCCGUGGAUGCUGAUUCUCUGGAGGUGGGAAGACUUGGGGUCUGACUUCCUGCCUGUAGGCCUUUCCGGGCACUAGGAAAUGUCUGUCUCUUACCUCAUUCCAUCUUUGUGUUUCUCCUACUCGUUGUUCUCUAGAACCCAGGGCUCAGAUGCAGGAGCGAGAGGAGGGGAGUCGGUAACAUUGACCCUCAAAGUCAGCCCUGAGCUGACUCAGGGCUGAGCUCCUACCCCCACCCUCCAGGAAUCUGAAAGGUCUGUUUUUUUCCUCCCCCCAAAUCUUGGAACCAAAAGCCUCAUGCAAGCAAACUCGUCCCUGGCUUCUCUGAGGUCCAGACCACUCCCAAGUCCAUCUCGGUCAGACUGCUCCCACGACCAGUGUCCAGCUCCCGGUACCACCAACCAGACCUGAAGACCAGAGCGUGUUCAGGUUUCUCUGAACCACAGAAAACCAUGCUGGGCCCCAGAUCUCCUCCACUUUGCAUCAGCCCCUCAUUUCAAUCCACUUCUAACUGAGAAACAGUGGUCACACACCCUUGCAGCCAAGAGACAAGAAGAGAUGGCCCCCAAAUCUGCUCUUUCCUCUCCCCUGGCCUUUCCACCUGCCUGGCUGGAUUAGUCUCAAGGGCAGCAGUACUUUUCCAGCUUCUGCCUGUCCGAGCCUGAAGAGGCUUUGCACUGUCCUGAUAACUAGUUCCACGAGGCAGUUUUUACCAUGGGUGGGCAGAGGACAGCUCACUGAGCAGGACCUUCAGCAGAAGGUGAUUCUCUGCCCACGGGCUCAUGCAGGACCAUGAAGAAGGCCCUCUGAUCAUUCAGGCUUUAGUGUCCCACCUGCCUUCCUGUCUCUGGGCUCUGCCCAGAAUAGAGAUCUGAGCCAAACCAAGACCCCCAGAUAGCAGUGACCCAGCCCCUAGCAUGGAUCCCCAGAGGAAGCCAACACAAAUAGGAAUUUGUGCCUCUGGUUUAUGCUCCUAUUUGGAAUCCCCCCCGCCCCACAAAAUCCCUGGCAAUCUGGAAUAAAUACAAAUAAGAUAAAAUAAAGCUGACAAGAUUUUUUUAACUUUUGCCUCAGAACAACAAAAUUACCUCUCAGUCGUUUCCUGGGUUCGGUACCCAGAUAGGCAAACCCCCUGGCCCUGGCCGUCUUCACUGGGAAAGAGGGUGCUGUCUGUGUUUCUGUCCACCAUCCCCGAUGUGCUCUGAGCUUGGAAUUUCUCCUGAACUUUCCAAAAUGGCAUCUUGGAGAACUGAAAUGGAAAAGGGCUCUGUUAAUUGAGAGAACCCUCCUCUUCACCCGGGAGCCUAACUCUCUUCUUGCCUGCCACGUUCCUGAAAAGAUCCCCAAAGGCUGGCCGGGGGGUUGGAGGUGGGACAUUGACCGGAAGAAGAGACCACCCAGCUGCCAGAUGGCUGCAUGCGGGACUCCGACGGGUUCUCUUGCAUGAGAGGGACAGGGCAGUCAGUUCCAGCUCAAAUUAAGGAAGCCCUUCUGCUAGGCCGGUUGUCUGCUCAGACCCCAAGGCCACCCUGGUCAUGAGCCCCCUGCCCUGCAGGUGUUUAUAGGGAGGCAAGAUGGGACGUGAACUGGGUGACACACAGGGGCCCUGGCAUUGCGUGGGAAUCAGACUGAGCGAUCAAGGCUAUUUUGUUUCUCGGUGUGUGUGUGUGUGUGUGUGUGUGCACGCGCGCACGCAGGUGACUUGGAUAUUCUGGGCACAGGCUUUCCGUGGAGGCGCAGGGCAUGGAACACAGGGAGGACGAACUCAGUUUCUAGAACUUGGAGCCAUCAUAGAGGGUGCCCAAGAAGGAAGGGGACUCUGUUCCCUGCCUGUUCCCGGUCUCCGGCAAUUUUAAUGACCAUGUCAGUCACCCGUCCAGCCCAUCCCCAGUGGCCUAACAGGAGCCACCCUGGGAAGGGAUUCACACGACCCUCUCUGAUGCCAGCCGCAGAGCCGUCUGUGAAGUCCUCCUCUCAGGCUGGCUGUCUCAUGGUGCUUCUGCCCUGUGCCCAGUGAUCUCUCUCCCACCCACCAACCAGCCACCCACUGCCCAGGCAAUAACAACGGCACCCAAAAGGGCUUUUAUUUUCUGGCAAGUACAAUAGGAGAUCCCUCCCUUUCCAGACCUGGGAAAUCUCUCCCCGUGAAGUAAACCCAGCAAGGCGAACCGGAGACAGGCGACCCAGAUCCCGUUUUAACAGCAAAAGGAUGUCAGCUGCCGCCAAGCAGAGGGCCUCUCCCACAUCCCUUCCCAAAUGGGCCUUCCCCAAACAGAACAUAGGAGGGCAGUCCAGAAAGACCCGCCCUCGUUGUGUGGGGUGGGCUUGGGGAGGUGGGACUUCAUCUGCAGGUAAGCCCGGCUCCAGGUGGCACUGGGGUUUUUAUAAGGUGAGGCCGGCGCUGGGGGUCCGGCUCUGCGGGAGAGCACUUGCCUAGCACACAGGAGGCCCUAGGUUCCCUCCCCUGCACUCGCAUUUAAAGAAAAAGAAAAGAAAGAAAGAAAAGAUAAUAAGGAGAAGUGGCUGAUGUGUGUGGCUGGGCCCACUGCAGCUGCCUUCUCCCAAACUAAAUCAAACAAAAGCCAGCCUCCAGGAUCUUACCCUGGAGGAUAAGGUGAGAGCCUCUGCCCUGCAGAAACUGCUCGAGGCUGCAGUACCUGACCAGUUCAGGAAAUGCAGGAAACCCCCUGCUGUGUUCCUCUUGGACUCCCAGGGCUUGGCAGGGACCACCCCACACUGGCUGCCUCCUGGGCGAAGCUGGAUUAGAGAGAAGCAGCACAGGAGAAGGGGUCCGGGUCCCCUACAGCGUGGCUCUUGGCCCCUAGGUUUAGGGCCUUCUGAGACCCUGAAUGAGCUUGGUAUCCAAGAGCAGGGUGAGCCUGGGUGCGUGUGCAGGUAGCUGGCCCCUUGGCUCUCCAGACCUUUCUUGACCUCAGUCCAAGGUCAAGGGCGGGGAUCCCCAUUUUCUGUUCCAGGAUCUCAGGGUUGUGUGCCAGCAUGUGCCCUUGGCAUACAGUGGCCAUCCAGCCUGUUUUUGGAGAGUGAAUGUGUGAAGGAUGGGCCUGGGUGGAUGACUGGCAGGUGGGCGAGGGCAGGGGGAGGGUGUUACCUGGCUGGAUGCUGCCAACCGAGGGAAGGAGACUCAGGAGCCCCCCUCGCUGAAGCCCAUAACACCCCACCAAUGCCACCUGUUCUUCGCCUCCAUCUGGGCUCACAAUGACAUCCAAAUUUGACAGUUGUAGUCCCCAAGCCGAUUAGGGCCACAGUCCUUUAGAGCCUCCCUCCCCCGAGAGCCCAGGAGGUGGCUCAACCUCCUUCCUGUCUUCCCGCCCUGCAGUUUCCAGCCUCUGGUUUAGUGGAGCUGUCGCUCGUCUCUGGGGAGACCAUGGUUUUCCCGCUAAACCAAGGGUCCAGUGUGGGCUUUCCCUUGGUCCGGGGCUUGCGGGUAGGAACAGAGGGGCCACCACCUGGAACUGUAUUGCACUGCUGAGCCGCGGAGGCUGCCUGUCCUCCAGCUUCAGAGCCCAUGGUCUCCUCUUUCCUGAGCCUCAAAGCCCCCCAUGACAGCAUGUGCCCCCAAUCCAACAGCUGAGACCCUGUGUCCCUCCAGAAACCGUGGUGUGAGGUUGGGGUUUUCCUUCCUGCAAAGCCAUCUGAUUGCCCCGCCCUUGAUGGGGCCAAGCCAAUCACACAGCCAUAAACAACCAACGUCCUCAGCCCCUCUCUCUGGGGUCGAGCCUGUGGGUCUGUUCAUCUCUCAUCAGUUUAUGUCUAGUCCUUCCUGUCACGGGGACGGUGAGCACGGGCCCCCGUGCCUGUGUGCUCCCUCCCCCUCCUCCCUCCCUCUCUCUCUCUCUCUCUCUCUUACACACACACAGAAACCAAACAACGGAAAUCCCAGUGUCUUUUUAUGCAUGUGGUGAGAUGAAAUUGUGAUCCUUGUGUGACCUCCAGCUGCUGCCCUGUCUUGUAAAAUAUGUCCAGAUGUUUAAGAAUUUCCAAGCAAAUGGUCCCUUAACCAAGUCUGCCGAGUUCAAUAAAAGGUAUGGAGAAAACAAA
Marmota monax (woodchuck) is the source of this 11280-nucleotide messenger RNA. It is a transcript of the gene Kcnb1, whose product is annotated as potassium voltage-gated channel subfamily B member 1. Lineage: Eukaryota; Metazoa; Chordata; Mammalia; Rodentia; Sciuridae. The transcript is spliced from 2 exons. Bases 146 to 2713 code for a protein of 855 amino acids. Gene Ontology annotation, biological process: protein homooligomerization; potassium ion transmembrane transport. The record is from RefSeq and is a predicted model, not a curated record. Gene Ontology annotation, cellular component: membrane; voltage-gated potassium channel complex. Gene Ontology annotation, molecular function: protein binding; delayed rectifier potassium channel activity.